This is a messenger RNA of Zea mays, 1499 nucleotides long. Its product is annotated as 26S proteasome non-ATPase regulatory subunit 4-like protein. The transcript is spliced from 11 exons. Gene Ontology annotation, biological process: proteasome-mediated ubiquitin-dependent protein catabolic process. Lineage: Eukaryota; Viridiplantae; Streptophyta; Magnoliopsida; Poales; Poaceae. The record is from RefSeq and is marked provisional. The coding region runs from base 63 to 1265 and encodes 400 amino acids. Gene Ontology annotation, cellular component: proteasome regulatory particle, base subcomplex; nucleus; cytosol. Gene Ontology annotation, molecular function: polyubiquitin modification-dependent protein binding.
GCUCCCCAAACCAGCGCAAACCCUGCCCUGACACCGGCAGCGACACGUCCACCGGCGGCGCCAUGGUGCUCGAGGCAACGAUGAUCUGCAUAGACAAUUCGGAAUGGAUGCGGAACGGCGACUACGCUCCGUCGCGGUUCCAGGCGCAGGCCGAUGCCGUCAACCUCAUCUGCGGCGCCAAGACCCAGUCAAACCCGGAGAACACGGUAGGCGUGAUGACAAUGGCCGGGAAGGGUGUUCGCGUGCUUGUCACUCCCACCAGCGACCUCGGGAAGAUUCUCGCCUGUAUGCACGGGUUAGAAGUUGGCGCUGAGGCAAACUUGGCUGCGGCAAUCCAGGUUGCCCAGCUUGCUCUAAAGCAUCGCCAGAACAAGAGGCAGCAGCAGAGGAUUAUAGCUUUCAUUGGAAGUCCUGUGAAGUACGACAAGAAAGUUUUGGAGACCAUUGGGAAGAAGCUGAAAAAGAACAAUGUUGCUCUUGACAUUGUUGACUUUGGUGAAUCCGAUGAUGAAAAACCUGAGAAACUGGAAGCAUUGAUUGCUGCUGUUAACAGCAGUGAUAGCAGUCACAUUGUUCAUAUCCCUCCUGGUGAAAAUGCCCUCUCUGAUGUCCUCCUAAGCACUCCUAUAUUUACUGGUGAAGAAGGUGGAAGCGGUUUUGCUGCUUCCGCAGCAGCUGCCGCAGCUACUGGAGCAUCUGGAUUUGAAUUUGGUGUGGACCCAAACGUAGAUCCAGAAUUGGCACUUGCCCUGCGGUUGUCUAUGGAAGAAGAGCGGGCAAGGCAAGAGGCUAUUGCAAAAAAGGCUGCUGAAGAUACUUCUAAUACAGAACAUAACAAUGUCCCAAGCUCAAACAGUGAUUCUGUUAUGGCUGAAGGAGAACCUGCCUCAAAUGCUGCUGCUGGUGACAAAGAACAACCAAAGGAUGAUGACGAUCUACUACAGCAGGCACUUGCAAUGUCAAUGGAGGGUGGUGCUUCAGGAUCUGCAGCUGUGACUGACUCUGCUAUGGCAGAAGCUGGUGCAGUUGACCCUGACUUGGCAUUGGCUCUUCAAAUGUCUGUCCAGGAUGCAAACAUGUCCAGUGACACUGAUAUGAGUAAGGUGUUUGAAGACAGAACGUUUGUGUCAUCUAUCCUUAAUUCGCUUCCUGGUGUUGAUCCCAAUGAUCCAUCUGUUAAAGAUUUGCUGGCAUCGUUGCACAGCCAGGGAGAGCAAGAGAAGAAGGAAGACACGUCAGACAAAACAGAAGACGAUAAGAACUGAUAUAGCCAUGUUCACGCUUCCAUGCGUACAAAGAAAUUAAAGACCGGUCUCCAUUGACUGCGUUUACUCUCUUGGUCGUGGAGUUUGUUUAUCCUCAUAUAACGGUGCUUUGAUUAUAACUUACCGCCGAGGGAAUUUGUAUUAUGACACUGCAACAAUCUUCUCUCCAUAUAUGUUCAAGGGAUUUUCGUGUUUCAAUGCUCUCCAUAUAUGUUCAAUUGAUUUCCGUGUUAC